Auanema sp. JU1783 is the source of this 423-nucleotide messenger RNA. Lineage: Eukaryota; Metazoa; Nematoda; Chromadorea; Rhabditida; Rhabditidae. The record is from the annotation of a GenBank genome assembly.
AUGUUCAAUCAGUUAUUGUAUAUAUCUGCAUGCUUGCUAGCUCUUGUGACAUCAUUCCGUCUACAAGGUGUUGCAGUUAAGGGAAUAACCUACUGCGGCAAUAUAACACUGCGGAACACAAAAAUCAAACUCUAUGACAUAGAUACAAACCCUGGAGAUGCAGACGACUUGCUCGAUGAAAAAUACACAGACAAGGACGGCGAAUUUCGUGUAGAUGGAACUACUCGUGAGUUCACAGAUAUUGAUCCCGUUCUGUACAUUUAUCACGACUGUAACGAUGGCAUACGGCCUUGUCAGAAACGAUGGACAUAUAUAAUUCCGAAGUCAUUCAUUCAUCAUGGCAAAGCAUCCAAAUGGUACGACUUAGGAAAGAUAAACUUGAACACAACACAUCCGAAUGAAGAUCGAAGCUGCAACCAUUAA